This is a messenger RNA of Thamnophis sirtalis, 3577 nucleotides long. Lineage: Eukaryota; Metazoa; Chordata; Lepidosauria; Squamata; Natricidae. The record is from RefSeq and is a predicted model, not a curated record.
UAACUCCCUUUUCCCCAUGCCGUUGCCGUUGUAACUUCAAACAGUCACUAAAUGAACUGUUGUAAGUCAAAGACUUGAGUGUCUCUAUGGUGUCUGCAUUUUCUUGGAAGCAAAUCAAGGAUGAGCUGAAAAAAAGGGCAAAUCUGAAAGAGGAUUUUCAGCCGGAUCAAAAUAAAUGGCUUAUAACUUUGCUUGGGGGGAAGGAAUAUCCAUCGGAAUAUGUAUCAAUAAGUGCCCAAGUAGGAGAAGAAAACGUCCUCCCCACCCCCCAAAAAUGGAAUUUAAAGAUAGGAACACAGAGCUGGUCCUUCUGCAAAUGUUACCUUUUGGUUCUGCGCCUCCAGGUAGUCCUCAACUUAUGACCACAACUAAGCCCAACAUUUCUGUUGUGAAGUGAGACAUUUCUUGGAGUUUGGUCCCACGUUACGGCAUUUCUUGCCACCGUUGUUAAGUGAAUCACUGCCAUUGAUACAUUAGUAGCCCAGUUGUUAAAUGAAUCCGGCUUCCCCAUUGACUUUGUUGGUUAGGAGGUCCCAAAAGCGAAUCAUGUGUCCUCGCGGGACGCAGCGGUCAUAAAUAUGAACUCGUUGCUAAGCAUCUGGAUUUUGAUCACAUGAUCAUGGGAAAGCUGCAAAGGUCAUAACUGUGAAACACGGUCAUAAGCCUCAUGUUUUCAGUAUCGUUGCAGCUUUGAACAGUCAUGAAGCGAAAGGUUGUAAGUCAAGAACUACCUGACCUUUUCUCGGCAGGGAUUCACAGCUGGCAGUGCAAGAUCGGCUGCCAGCUGAGCAAAGAUGGCCACAAGCAGGGGCACUUCCAGUGCGGCUAUGAUGGGGAGAACUUCAUCAGCUUGGACCAGAAGACCCUCACCUGGACGGCAGUCGACGUCCGCGCUCAGGUGAUCAAGAAGAGGUGGGAAGAGGAGCCGUUCUUCACCCAGAACAUCAAUAACUUUUUGGAGCAGGAAUGUAUCCAGCUGCUUCAGAAGGGCCUGUUCUAUGGAAAGGAUUCGUUGUUGAGGAAAGAGCCCCCGUUGGUGAAAGUAUCUCGCAGGAUCCAGUACAACAGUAUGGAGACCCUCGUCUGCCAAAUCUAUGGCUUUUAUCCCAAAGAGAUAGAUGCCACCUGGAAGAAGGAUGAAGAGGUCUGGGAGCAGGACACCUACCGUGGGGGUGUCCUUCCAAAUUCAGACAGGACCUACCAUAUCUGGCUGAGCAUCGAGGUUGACCCGAAGGAGAGGGACCGCUAUCGGUGUUAUGUGGACCACGCCGGACUGCCGGAGCCUCUGAUCUUGGCCUGGGUGGAGCCUGCAUUGGUGCCCCACAUGGGGCUCGUGGCCGGAGUCGUUGGGGUUGUGGUGGCCAUAAUCUUCAUUGCUGUUGGAGUGACUGUCUACGUCAGUAAGUAUCUCUUGGGUGGGCACAAGGUCAAUAAGGAUUUUCUUCUGCUCCCCAACAUCACCCUUGGCUUCCACAUGUAUGGCCAUUUCCAGAAGGAGAACAUUAUUUACUUAAACAGCCUCUCCAUGCUCUCCUCACAAGGUCAAAAGGUUCCAGGUUACAAAUGUGACAGUAAGGACACUCUGCUGUCCGUCAUUGGUGAUCUCAGUGCCAAAUUCUCAAGGCUGAUGGCCUCCAUCUUCAGCAUCUUUAAGAUCCCACAGCUUGGUGUUGGCUUUGAGUUUUCUCAGGGAGAGAGAAGAGUUUAUCCUUCCUUCUUCCGGAUUAAUCCCAAGGAAUCUCCUCAAUAUGUGGGUUUAGUCCAGCUGCUGCUGUAUUUCCAGUGGAACUGGGUUGGGCUUUUGGCCCCUGAAGAUGACAGAGGAGAACGUUUUGUGUCAACUCUGACACCAAUGCUCCAGGAGAAGGAGAUCUGCCUGGCCUUCACUCUAAUGCUGAAAUCAGAUAACUUGCCUAUCGCUCGGAAGACAUUUACUCGCAAUUUCCCUAUUUUGUUUAAAACAGAAGUGUUUAUUCUGUUUGCAGACACAAUCAUUGUUAGCAGUGUAAUUGUGGCAUUUUAUUUUUUUGAAAAUAUCAGAAAAGUAUCAUUUAAGAAAGUUUGUAUCUUCGCUUCCCAUUGGAAACUUGGCUUGGGUGAUUCUGAAGACACAUUGAAAAUUAUAAAGCUUUAUAAUGGGGUCUUGCAUUUUAGAGGCCACUCCGGGGAUGUCUCUGAAUUCCACCAUUUCCUUCUGCCUUUAGACCCCUUGAAUCCCCAAGGAGAUGUCUUUCUCCCUCAAUGGUGGGAAUUUGUCUUUGACUGCAAGAUCCAUAAAUCAGGAAAGAUCCCUCCUAAUGGGGAAAAACAAUGUACAGGAAAGGAGAAUCUGCAGAAUCUGCCCAAUUACACUAUUGAAAAGAGAAUGACAGGAGAAAGUUACAAUAUCUACAAUGCUGUUUAUGCUCUGGCACAUGCUUUAUGUGCAAUUUCUGGAUCCAGAGUUGGAUCAUCCAUGAUGAAGCUUGGAACGAGGAUCUCAAAUGUCCAGUCAUGGCAGGAGGGAAGUCCCAUAUCCAAGAAUUACCAGCAGAUCCUGGCCUUGGUGUUUACAGUCAGAGAGAUCAACAAGGAUCUGGUUCUUCUCCCCAACAUCACCCUUGGCUUCCACAUCUGUGACAAUCGCCAGAUUGAGAGAGAGAUUUCCUUCAUCAGCCUCUCCCUGCUCUCCACACGAGGCCAAGAGGUUCCAGGUUAUAAAUGUGACAGGCAGGACACUCUGCUCUCUGUCGUUGGAGGUCUCAACUCCAAAUCCUCAAGGCAGAUGGCCUCCAUCUUCAGCCUCUUCAAGGUCCCACAGUGGAACUGGGUUGGGCUUCUGGCCCCUGAAGAUGACAAUGGAGAAUGUUUCAUCUCAACUCUGAUGCCGAUGCUCCAGGAGAAGGAGAUCUGCCUGGCCUUCAUUGAAAGGUUGAAAUCUAAUUAUUUUGCUACUACAAUGUGGAAUGUAUUACAUAGUUCCAAAACCUGGUCUGAAGCUGAGGUGAUUAUUCUGUUUGGAGACUCCAGUAGCAUUAUAAAUGUAGUGACGACCAUGAAAAUUCGUGAAGACUGGACAAAGACACCAUUUAGCAAAGUUUGGGUCUUAACUUCCCAUUGGAAAGUUAGUAGGGGAGAAUCUAAAGACACAUUGAAAGGUCUAAAUCCUUUCCAUGGGGCUUUGCAUUUUAGGGACCACUCCAGGGAUGUUUCAGAAUUCAGCCACUUCCUCCUGUCUUUGGACCCUUUCAACCCACAAGGGGACAUUUUUCUCCCAAAGUGGUGGGAAUUUGUCUUUGGCUGCAAGAUCUACAAACCAGGUGAAUUUGAUUUUCCCCAGCAAAAACCAUGUACAGGAAAGGAGAAUUUACACAAUCUACCAACUUUAGUUUUUGAAACAAGCUUAACAGGAGAAAGUUACAACAUCUACAAUGCCAUUUAUGCUCUGGUACAUGCAUUAUAUGCAUUAUGUGUAUCUGGAGGACAACUAGCCAUGAUGAAGCUUGGAAAGAAGAUCUCAAAUGUCCAGCCAUGGCAGGUAAUCUUUGUGACUUUUUAUCCAGUCCACAGUUCCUUAGAGAGGAAGCUCCCCAUAUGA